UUGGCGGCCGGCGGAGCGGUUGCGGAGCCCGCGUUUAUAACCGGCGCACGGGGCGCCGCAGCCCUCCGCCGGCACCGCGGCUGGGCUCCAUGCCGCGGCAGCCGGCAUGCCCAGCCUGCUGCCGCCCUUCCUCGCCCUGCUCUGCUUCGGGGCGCCGGCUCCCGCCCUGAGGGGACCGGCGCCGCCGCCCGCCUCGCCGCGGCAGGCCGGGGCCGAGCCGGCGGCGGAGGAGCCGUGGUGCCCCUACAAGGUGGGGGCCGAAGGCGCGGCGGGCGGGCGCCUGUGCUUCCGUCCGCCGGCCCGCGGCUUCCAGUGCGCGGCACGGUCCUGCCGCGCCCACCGCUCGCCGGGCGGCGCCUUGGUGGCCAACGUGCUGCGCAACGGCAGCGUGCUGCUGCAGUGGGGGCCGCCGCGCCCCGCCGCCGGCCUCCGCGGCUUCGCGCUCAACUGCUCCUGGGACGGCACCUACACGCGCUUCCCCUGCGACAGCGUGGAGCUGGGCGCCGCCUGCCGCGACUACCUGCUGCCCGAGGCGCACGGCAGCGUGCGCUACCGCCUCUGCCUGCAGCCGCGCUACGCGCCGCCGCGCCCCGCGCCGCCCGCCCAGUGCGUGGAGUUCCGCGUGGAGCCGGCCGCCAUGCGGGACAUCGUCGUCGCCAUGACGGCCGUGGGGGGCUCCAUCUGCGUCAUGCUCGUCUUCAUCUGCCUCCUGGUGGCCUACAUCACCGAGAACCUCAUGAGCCCGGCCCUCGCCGGGGCCGCGGGCGCCGCCGCCGCCGCCGGCCCGCGCCGCGCCUAGCCUUCACCCCUGCUCGGCCGCGGCCGGGGACCGCGAGCGGAGCGGGACCGGGCCGGGCGCCGGUUUGGCCGGCGCUGGGCCCCGCCCCGGGCGGGGAGGGCGCUCCGGAGCCCGGCCCAGGGGCCCCCGCGUCUGCCGGUAGCGGCGGCGGUGCGGGUUCUCUUGGCAGAGCGCAUCUUGCAGCGCGGCCGACGCCGUCUUUCCAGCCCUCUCAGGGGCGGGGGCGAGGUUUUCCAAACUCUCCUCGCAGCGGUUUUGCCCAGGGCCUCGUUCGAAGCGUUGGGUGUCUGGGGUUUGCCUUUCCCAAACGUCCGGGAUUUGGGUUUGCCUCAGUAUUUGGAGCUCUUCUUCCUCCUAGGGUGGCUUUCCAGCUUGAGCCAUACGUGGUUACUGAAACUCAUGGGAUCUCCGUGGAUUGAAAGUAAAUAAUGGCAAAGGUCCGCAAGUGCCGGAAAAGUGGCUGUUUUUAAAAGCAAGCGGCAGAUCUUACAGAGGGCCUGUAUGAGAAGACUCUCCAGAACACCCUCAUUUUAAGCCUAUGCCUAAAUCCCCUUGCUCUUAGACGUGUGCUUGAAUUCUUUCCUGAGGGGGAAUGUUGUUUGAAGUCUGUGGGAGAGCAGACGGGUGGAACCGCAAAACCCAUAGCUAAGUGCGUGUUGGAUCCAAAGCCCACCUAAAUCUCGUGACUUAAGUGGGUUUUGUAUCGUGCCUUACGCUGUUCACAAAUUCUGGGACCUAGAUUGGCCGCUGUCCAAAACGAGAGGGGUUUUCUGGUCAGCUCGAGCGGCCGUCGACAUCCUACACUGACUAAACCUGCUUUUCUCCCUUUAGAACUGUCAUAUCGGUGGUUUCCACAAAGAACAAUGCUAAAGGGACAAAUUUAGUAUAAAAAUGACAUUUUGUUGUGCAAGUAUGAACCGAUCCCUAAUUACAAAAUAAGUACACUGUAAAUGAGCACCAUCACUGCCCUCUGAAAUCCCAUCUUUUAGGAAUGCUGUGUGCACCUACACUGAGGUAAAAGCGUCUUAAACACAGAUCUCACUAAUGUUGUAGCCGAGCGUUUUGAGCAUAGGAACACUCCUUGUUAACUGCUCACUCAAUGCUGUAGUAAGUAAGGUUUUAGCCAUAUUCUAGUAUUAAUUCUAUUGUGCCUUAGUGCUGAGAAUUUGUCCCAUUUAUAUUGGUGUAGUCUUCGUAGACAACUGUAUCUCCCCUAGUGUUUUUGUCUCCGAAUCUAGUGGUUGUUGGUUUGUUUGUUCGGUUGUUUGGGUUUUUUUAAAAAAACAAACUUAGGCUGGUCAUUACUUGAACUUUAAUAUAUACACAAAAUAGUUACCUUCUGAGAGGUAUUUAUUUAGUGAGCUAGUUUUUAUUUAGUGUUGUUUGUAUGUAGUUGACUGCUGUAACAGAAAAUGACUUUAUAUCACUUAAACUGAGCACCUAAAGCAAAAGUAGGGGAACAGCUCUUCUGUAAAGGGGUAUUGCUAUUAAAAUACAUCAGUUUCAUAUGUGAUCUGUUUGUGUAAAUGUUUAUCACUGGUGAAUGACCCAUACGCUUUUCUUUGUGAAAGUAGUUUGUGAAGUAUAAACUUGAUAGUAGAGGGUAAAUAUAGAAAGUAUAUGGAAUCCUUAAUAAAAUGCAGUUACUUGUACUAAUCAUAAUCCCUUCAGUAAUUUGAGAGUGGCUGAGAAACUGAAGGUCUAUAUUUCAUCAGGCAGAAAUACCUUUUAUUCCUUUGUUAUUCUUGCUUUGUUUUCUUUCUCACAUGCAGCUGACUCUAAAUUUAACAGUGUUCUCUUUUUAUUAACUUGCUUAUGUACUUGAUUUAAGCAGCCUGACAAUAUCUAGCAUCACAGUAACAGGAAGAUGGUGUCAUUCAUGGAUAUUGAAGGACAAUGUCAUAAUUUUUUCUUUUUUUUUCUCCCUAAGGAGAUUGACUGCUCGAAGAAAAGGUAAUCGGUUUUUAAGAACAUUAAGACAAAUUUUAUCUAGUGGUUUAGUUCACAGAGUAAAUUUGGGUCAGAGGUCUUUUAAAGGCUUCAAGUCAGUCUUUCCUGUAGCCAGUUUUGCACAGGACUAUUACCGUUUCACUGUUUUUGUGUAUAUCUGUCAGCUUCUGUCAACCAGUAUUACUGUUUUGUUCUUCAUCUUGUCGUGAAUUUCCAGAUGUGAAAAUUAAAUGUAUAAAUAAUGAGCCUUGUACCACCUUGGCAUUGACCUUAAUAAAUUAAGAGAAUAAUGAAAA
Molecule: messenger RNA, 3045 nt
Organism: Harpia harpyja (harpy eagle)
Lineage: Eukaryota; Metazoa; Chordata; Aves; Accipitriformes; Accipitridae
Gene: FNDC10
Product: fibronectin type III domain containing 10
Exons: 1
Coding region: 107-799 (230 amino acids)
Source: RefSeq, a predicted model, not a curated record